GAUAUCAAUACUAUUAUUGUAGAUAUAUGGUCUGGCCCAUAGACAUUCACCUCUUUUACGGUGCGCAUGUGCACCGUGAAAGCGGAAGUCGUAUGUGCGCCAAGCGGAAGCUGUAAAGUCCUUUUUGCUCCCGGACUGCCAUCAUGGUGUUCACACGUUUCGUUGAGAUCGGCCGUGUUGCCUACAUCUCUUUCGGACCCUACGCUGGCAAGCUGGUGGCCAUUGUAGAUGUUAUUGACCAAAAUAGGGCUCUUGUUGAUGGUCCUUGCACAGGAGUGAGGAGGCAGUCCAUGCCCUUCAAGUGCAUGCAGCUCACAGACUACGUCAUCAAAGUGCCCCACAGUGCCCGCCAGAAGUUUGUGAGGAAAGCCUGGGAGAAGGCCCAAAUCAACGAGAAGUGGUCAGAGAGCAGCUGGGCCAAGAAGAUCGAGGCAAGACAGAAGCGGGCCAAGAUGUCUGACUUCGACCGUUUCAAGGUGAUGAAGGCCAAGAGGAUGAGAAACAAGAUCAUCAAGCAUGAGGUGAAGAAGCUCCAGAAGGAAGCGGCUAAGAAAUGAACAGUUUUCACAAAAUAAAUUUCCUCUUUGAUCAGU
Messenger RNA from Melanotaenia boesemani (Boeseman's rainbowfish), 593 nucleotides. It is a transcript of the gene rpl14, whose product is annotated as ribosomal protein L14. The coding region runs from base 144 to 557 and encodes 137 amino acids. Gene Ontology annotation, molecular function: RNA binding; structural constituent of ribosome. Gene Ontology annotation, biological process: ribosomal large subunit biogenesis; translation. The transcript has 6 exons. Gene Ontology annotation, cellular component: cytosolic large ribosomal subunit; ribosome. The record is from RefSeq and is a predicted model, not a curated record. Lineage: Eukaryota; Metazoa; Chordata; Actinopteri; Atheriniformes; Melanotaeniidae.